Messenger RNA from Trichosporon asahii var. asahii CBS 2479, 1386 nucleotides. Its product is annotated as phosphopyruvate hydratase. The record is from RefSeq and is a predicted model, not a curated record. Bases 1 to 1386 code for a protein of 461 amino acids. Gene Ontology annotation, biological process: glycolytic process. The transcript has 3 exons. NCBI's taxonomy places the organism in Eukaryota, Fungi, Basidiomycota, Tremellomycetes, Trichosporonales, Trichosporonaceae. Gene Ontology annotation, molecular function: magnesium ion binding; phosphopyruvate hydratase activity. Gene Ontology annotation, cellular component: phosphopyruvate hydratase complex.
AUGUCCGUCAUUACCAAGGUUCACGCUCGCCAGGUUAGUACUCCUUUGCAUCUUCUGCGCAUCGUAUCCGGUCCGAUAUAUUCCGACGUCGCUCGGCUCGCCCUGCGUUCAACCAUCGUAACAUUGCGGAACGCUCAGAGCCGCUUCCGCGCCCAGGUCCCCUCCGGUGCUUCGACUGGCGCCCACGAGGCCGUUGAGCUCCGUGACGGUGGUGACGCUUACGUCGGCAAGGGUGUCACCAAGGCCGUUGAGAACGUCAACAACGUCAUCGGCCCCGCCCUUAUCGAGGCCAAGAUCCCUGUCACCUCGCAGAAGGAGAUCGACGACCUCAUGAUCAAGCUUGACGGCACUCCCAACAAGGGCAAGCUUGGUGCUAACGCUAUCCUGGGUGUCUCCAUGGCUGUUACCGAGGCCGGUGCCGCCGACAAGGGCCUUCCCCUGUACGCUUACAUUGCCUCGCUUGCCGGCGUCAAGGAGCCUUACAUCCUCCCCUGCCCCUCCUUCAACGUCAUCAACGGCGGCUCGCACGCUGGUAACGCCCUUGCCUUCCAGGAGUUCAUGCUCCUCCCCACCGGCGCUUCCAGCUUCACUGAGGCCAUGAAGAUCGGCUCCGAGACCUACCACGUCCUCAAGAAGGUCAUCGUCAAGAAGUACGGCAUUGACGCUGUCAACGUCGGAGACGAGGGUGGCUUCGCCCCCAACGUUUCCGGUGCCGAGGAGGCCCUUGAGCUCCUCACCGAGGCCAUCAAGGCUGCCGGCUACACUGGCAAGAUCCAGAUUGGUCUCGAUGUUGCGUCGUCCGAGUUCUACAAGGACGGCAAGUACGACCUUGACUUCAAGAACCCCAACUCGGACCCCUCCAAGUACCUCACUGGUGAGCAGCUUGGUGACCUUUACCACUCGUACUGCGAGAAGUACGACAUCUGCUCCAUCGAGGACCCCUUCCAGGAGGAUGACUUCGAUGCCUGGACCGCCUACAACAAGACGGCCAAGAUCCAGAUUGUCGGCGACGACCUCCUCGUCACCAACCCCCUCCGCAUCAAGACCGCCAUCGAGAAGAAGGCUUGCAACGCCCUUCUCCUCAAGAUCAACCAGAUCGGCACCAUCUCCGAGUCCAUCCAGGCCGUUCAGCUCUCGCAGUCCAACGGCUGGGGUGUCAUGACCUCGCACCGCUCUGGUGAGACCGAGUCGACUUUCAUUGCCGACCUUUCCAUUGGUCUCCGCACCGGACAGAUUAAGACCGGAGCUCCGGCCCGUUCGGAGCGCCUCGCCAAAUACAAUCAGCUGCUGCGUAUUGAGGAGGAGCUCGGCUCCAACGCUGAGUACGCCGGCGGUCGUGGCCUUGCCAAGGGCCUCCAGCCCCCUGCUCUUCUCUCCGAGCAGUAA